Molecule: messenger RNA, 1045 nt
Organism: Podarcis muralis (Common wall lizard)
Lineage: Eukaryota; Metazoa; Chordata; Lepidosauria; Squamata; Lacertidae
Source: RefSeq, a predicted model, not a curated record
GUCCUGGACUGCGUUUCACGGGUUACCCCUGGGCCCAGCACACUCUGCCUUCAGGAGUAGCAAUGGCUCUCCAUGUAGUUAUUGCAAGCCUGUUUUUUUGUCCUCCAAUGAUUCUGAAACCCUGGGAAUAAAUAUUGCUUGAUUUGGCUUGGCGUUUUCCACUCAGCCCCUGCACAUCAUGACUUGUCAGUUAUUGAUCAGCAAGUCCUGGCUUCAACUGGGGUCAAUCAGUCCACCUCUAAUUUGGGUUCAUUCCAACCUGUAAAUAAAGUCACAUUGCUAACCACAUAGGAGACAACUGAUGAGAUGCCAGAGGAGGAGAAAUGUGAUUGGCUGGGGACAGAGGGGUGUUGUCCACCGCUCCAAUGGACCUCUUCCUGAUCACACGUUCCACGGCUGGUUUCCACCCAGGCUUGCUCAUAAAUUGCCACACCAACUGGAAGCAAGGAACGCUCACAUCUAACGGUCCUGAGAUCCCCCGAGGCUUUAGGCUCAAAGAAGUCUCUCCUCUCGCAACCAUGGAAGAUUACUUCUCUGCGGUCCGCAAGAUGGAGCAAACGGUGAUGUUCCCCAGCGUUCUCCAGGGCGUCCCCUUGGAAUGGCAGGACAACACGCCUGAGGCUGACUCGGGCGGCAAAGAUCUGUAUGAUUAUUACACGCUGCUGAAAUCCAUGAAGCUGGUGGUGGAAGGUGGCCUGUUGCCUCUCAGUAACCAGAACCCUGAUGUCGCCAGCCGUCUGAAAGAACAGGAAGAGAAAGAGAAGCAGAACCCUGAAGGCUAUUUCUAUUACCACGUGUCCAGCUUGUAUCGUGUCCUCGCACAGCUGACAAGGAGAGCCAACGCCGUCACCUCCAAAUACAAUGAAAUUAUGGGGCAGAUUAACCAGGGCGAAAUUCAUCUCGGCUGAUGAGAAAAGCAUGGUGCAAAGAGCAAAGGUAAGAUGUCCUUCAUUGCUCAAAUGGGAAUUCCCAGCCUACUGACACCAGGAAGGCAUAUUUGCGGUACUCUUUUUGGUGCCUGCUUAAAACAUUUUUGUUUAGGUGA